Cladophialophora immunda is the source of this 2282-nucleotide messenger RNA. RefSeq lists its product as uncharacterized. The coding region runs from base 276 to 1976 and encodes 566 amino acids. Gene Ontology annotation, cellular component: piccolo histone acetyltransferase complex. NCBI's taxonomy places the organism in Eukaryota, Fungi, Ascomycota, Eurotiomycetes, Chaetothyriales, Herpotrichiellaceae. The transcript is spliced from 3 exons. Gene Ontology annotation, biological process: regulation of transcription by RNA polymerase II. The record is from RefSeq and is a predicted model, not a curated record.
CUGUUCACCUGCAACUGCACCACCACAACUCCAGCACCCGCCUGCCAUCAAACCUCAUCGGCCAUCGUCGUCCUAAUUUUAUCCUUUUCAUCAUUUUGAAAACGGAUUCAUAGUCCGAGUGCAUCAAACUACUAGUGAUGCGAAUUUGAGGAAUUUUCGACCCCGUUUUGCUACUUUUUCACGGUGGUCUUGCACGUUGUUGUGGUGCGUGUGCUAAGGUGCGGUUUCACCUCCUCGCUCCCUCCAUGAGCGAGUCACCACUUUGAAAAUUCCUCAUGUCCACCCGCGGCCGCGCCACCCGCCCAAAGAAACUCAACUCCAAGCAAAAUGUCCAAAUUUUCCGUGAGGAUCAAGUUGAUCCUCCUUCUGACUACGACACCCAACGUGCUGCGAUAGAAACCGGCGUUGAAAAAGCCGAAGAAUCAGAAUACCAUCUUCAACAGGCCAUCAAAGCAUCUGAAGCUGCAAAGGCUGAUGCCAAAAUCAAAGAUGCUUACAUUCCCACUCCACCUACCAUCGCCAGUGAUGUCCAGUAUGACGUCCUCUACCCGAAAGGGUUUCAACAACCCGCCACCUAUAUUCGCUCCUCUGCCACGGUCGAAGACUGUGCAGGAGUCGCGUAUUGCAUGGAUGAAGAAGAUGAACUUGCCUUGAAGUUGAUCAUCGGCAAACUGCCUGCUGGCCAGGAGCCGUGUACUGAAGACCAAUUUGAAGUGGUCAUGAAUUUCUUUGAAGAGACUGCGCAGACAAAACAGCCGUUUGCUGCCGUCGAUAGUCCGCCCGUCUUACCUUUAGAAGAAUUCGAGGAGCAGAUCGAUGACACCGUCCCUCCUUUCGUCCGCAACCUCUCCGGGUUCAUAUAUGAACACUGGAAAUCACGGCGGUCUGCAACUGGUAAUCGUCCAUUGGCCCCUCGGCUCAAAUUCGAGACCGGACAGGAGUCCGAUGACAGCGAUCCAUAUGUAUGUUUUAGACGACGUGAAUUGCGACAAAUCCGCAAGACCAGAAAUCGUGAUGCGCAGAGCGCCGAGAAGCUGCGGAAGCUCCGCAUGGAGCUCGAGACUGCGAGAAACAUGCUGCUGAUGGUCAAACGAAGAGAGCAACUUCGCAAGGAAGCCCUCGAGGUCGAUAGACUGGUCUUCGAGCAGCGGCAGGCGCUCCGCGACACAAAGAGGAAAUUGGGCAUGAAAGGGGACGAUGACCUCCUCAUCAAUCAAAAGAAGCAGAAAAUACCACCGGGGAUGACGCCCAACCAAGCCGCCCUUGCCCAGCAACUCAGGAUGCCUAUGGCUGCUGGUCCAGGUCCGGAACUGCGUACGCUCGAAGAGGUUACCGCUGCUCGUGAACGCGAGAUCCAAAAGGAGAUCCAGACCAAUGUUGAGAAACACAUCAGAUGGAAUGAGGGUUUCGUCGAUAAGACCAUGGCACCGCUUACUCCUGAUCUUGAAGAUAAUUAUCCUUCGCCCGGCGAACAUUUCCGGGAAGCAAUGGCUGCGACUGAAUACUUGCCAACACCACCAGCUAGUAUCUCGGAUGAAGAGUCGCAGGAACUGCCGAAUGGAACAGACGUGGUGAUGAAAGACGUAUCCCGACCACCGACGCCAUUCCGAUAUGCUAGUCCAGCGGAUGAAGAAUCCGUCGGACACAUGCCUUCCUUUAGACGGAGGAUAGGACGUGGUGGGCGUAUCAUAAUUGAUCGAAGACUCCCUCGAAUGCGACGAGACUCCUCGGCAGACGAUUGGUCCAAGGAUGAUCGGUUCAAAUUUGACUCGGACGACGAAGAUUUCUCUGAUGCUGAUCCCACUUUACCCGACUUAACUUUUGCUCGCAUGUCCCAGCGCGCAUAUCUCAUCGGUGGAAGCCGACCGACAGACGCACAACUGAUAGCAUCAAGGAGAUCACAGUCCGACGUCGCAGGCCCAAGUCACUCUUCUCCAGCUGGGCAGCAUGCACAACCGACACCUGCACCUUCUUGAAAUGUCAUGAUUAUUUUGGAUAACAUCUUUUCCCUUAGCACUGUCUCAGAGAGUACAAUUCACCAGACUCUCUCCUCAAAGUUCGGAUGAUCCCGGGCUCUUGUUAGGAUUCCAGUGACAGCAGAAUCGCCCUCUUUUGCGGCAUUGUACGAUGAUGGAUCAAGUUCGAAGGAGCUCAUAAGCUUCCCGGCCGCGGAGUCGACCCGGUGGGCUGUUUGGAGGAUGAUAGAACUGUACAUAGUAUCGAGGCCAGCGCCUUCGUCAAUGAAAACGAUGAACACAUCGUAAAGAAUUUUGUGUUGAAAA